Messenger RNA from Mastomys coucha (southern multimammate mouse), 4613 nucleotides. RefSeq names its product protein kinase cGMP-dependent 2 (gene Prkg2). The transcript has 19 exons. Gene Ontology annotation, molecular function: ATP binding; cGMP-dependent protein kinase activity. Lineage: Eukaryota; Metazoa; Chordata; Mammalia; Rodentia; Muridae. The record is from RefSeq and is a predicted model, not a curated record. Gene Ontology annotation, biological process: protein phosphorylation. The coding region runs from base 252 to 2540 and encodes 762 amino acids.
AGCACCCACGUCGCCGCAGCUCCCGCCCGCAGCGCGCCCGCCGCGUCCCCGGCUCCCACGCAGCGCGAGCGGCGGCUCCAGAGAAGCCCGGACACCGCACCGAGCGCACGGUGCGCCGGGGCAGAGCUGAGCUGAGCCCGGCCGGGGCCGCAGAGGGGCGGCGUGGGGGAGGACGCCGAGACGCUGCGGCCGCCUGGAGGAGACGAGCUGCGCACCUGGAAAGUUACCCGGCGGCCUGGUUCCUGAGCAACAUGGGAAAUGGUUCGGUGAAACCCAAGCAUGCUAAGCACCCAGAUGGCCAGUCAGGGAACUUCAGCAAUGAAGCCCUGCGGAGCAAGGUGGCAGAGCUGGAGCAGGAGGUCAGGAGGAAGGAUGCGAAACUCCAGGAGCAGGAGUACCACUUCAAAGAGCUUCGGGAGCAGCUGGCCAAGCAGACCGUGGCCAUUGCGGAGCUCACUGAAGAGCUGCAGAACAAGUGCAUCCAGCUGAACAAGCUGCAGGAUGUUAUUCACAUGCAGGGAGGAAGCCCACUGCAGGCCUCUCCCGACAAAGUGCCUCUGGAUGUUCACCGCAAGACCUCAGGCUUGGUCUCUCUCCACAGCAGGAGGGGCGCGAAGGCUGGAGUAUCUGCAGAGCCUACAACCCGAACCUAUGACCUCAACAAACCCCCUGAGUUUUCUUUUGAGAAAGCGAGAGUCAGGAAGGACUCCAGUGAGAAAAAGCUCAUCACUGAUGCCCUGAAUAAGAACCAGUUUCUGAAGAGAUUGGAUCCCCAGCAGAUCAAAGACAUGGUAGAAUGCAUGUAUGGGAGAAACUAUCAACAGGGCAGUUACAUCAUUAAGCAGGGGGAACCUGGCAACCAUAUCUUUGUGCUGGCCGAGGGUAGACUGGAGGUGUUCCAAGGAGAGAAAUUGCUAUCAUCCAUCCCAAUGUGGACCACGUUUGGGGAGCUGGCUAUUUUGUACAAUUGUACACGGACUGCCUCUGUGAAAGCUAUUACCAAUGUUAAAACUUGGGCACUCGAUAGAGAGGUUUUCCAGAACAUUAUGAGGAGAACGGCCCAAGCCCGGGACGAGGAGUACAGAAACUUCCUCAGAAGUGUUUCCUUGUUGAAGAAUUUACCAGAAGACAAACUAACCAAGAUCAUUGACUGCUUGGAAGUGGAAUACUAUGACAAAGGAGAUUACAUCAUCAGAGAAGGGGAAGAAGGGAGCACCUUUUUCAUUUUGGCGAAAGGAAAGGUGAAAGUCACACAGAGCACAGAGGGCCAUGAUCAGCCACAGUUGAUCAAAACCCUGCAGAAAGGAGAGUACUUUGGCGAAAAGGCUCUGAUCAGUGAUGACGUCAGAUCAGCCAAUAUAAUUGCAGAAGAAAAUGAUGUCGCGUGCCUCGUGAUAGAUCGAGAAACAUUCAACCAAACUGUUGGGACAUUUGAUGAACUCCAAAAAUACCUUGAGGGGUAUGUGGCCAACCUGAACCGCGAUGAUGAAAAAAGACAUGCAAAGCGCUCCAUGUCGAGCUGGAAGUUGUCCAAAGCCCUUUCUCUGGAGAUGAUUCAGCUGAAAGAGAAGGUGGCCAGAUUCUCCUCAACCUCCCCAUUCCAGAACCUUGAGAUUAUCGCAACACUGGGCGUUGGUGGGUUCGGAAGAGUGGAGCUUGUUAAAGUUAAAAAUGAGAAUGUGGCUUUUGCCAUGAAGUGUAUAAGGAAGAAGCACAUUGUUGACACUAAACAGCAAGAACAUGUCUACUCAGAAAAGAGGAUCCUGGAGGAGCUGUGUUCUCCCUUCAUCGUGAAAUUGUAUCGUACUUUCAAGGACACUAAAUAUGUAUACAUGCUCCUGGAGGCCUGCUUAGGUGGGGAGCUGUGGAGUAUACUAAGGGACAGAGGCAGCUUUGAUGAACCCACCUCCAAGUUCUGUGUCGCUUGUGUGACAGAAGCAUUUGAUUAUCUGCACCGACUAGGCAUUAUCUACAGAGACCUUAAGCCUGAGAAUUUAAUUUUGGAUGCCGAUGGCUACCUUAAGUUGGUUGACUUUGGGUUCGCUAAGAAGAUCGGUUCUGGGCAGAAAACAUGGACAUUCUGUGGCACUCCAGAGUAUGUGGCUCCCGAGGUCAUUCUUAACAAAGGACACGACUUCAGUGUGGAUUUCUGGUCCCUGGGAAUUCUAGUCUAUGAGCUCCUAACUGGCAACCCUCCCUUUUCUGGGAUAGACCAAAUGAUGACCUACAAUUUGAUUCUCAAAGGAAUCGAGAAAAUGGAUUUUCCCAGAAAGAUAACAAGGCGCCCUGAGGAUUUGAUUCGGAGGCUUUGCAGGCAAAACCCAACAGAAAGGCUGGGUAAUCUGAAGAAUGGGAUCAACGACAUUAAGAAACACAGGUGGUUAAAUGGUUUUAAUUGGGAGGGGCUGAAAGCACGGAGCCUUCCGUCACCUUUACGGAGAGAGCUCAGUGGCCCCAUAGAUCACAGCUACUUUGACAAGUAUCCUCCUGAAAAGGGGGUGCCUCCAGAUGAAAUGUCAGGCUGGGAUAAAGACUUCUGACAGGAGAAAAACACCGCCCUGUACCCCUAAAGAGGACUGUGAGGAUCAGUGACACAGUGCUGAUUGUUUCUCUCUUCAAAGCAUUGUUAGAUCUCCCAGAAGACAGUCAUGAAGAAGAAAACCCUGAUGGACAGGGAAUGGCUGGGUGUGGUUUUGAAUGAGAACAUUUCCUUUAGCUGCUGUGAAUUAUUCCUGUAUUCCAUUCUGUACUUGUCUCAGAUGUCAAAGGUUGUCCCUUUCCAUUUCCAUGGUCCGAUCCAUUUUUGGUUGGCAUAGAAUAGUUUUCUCUAAAAUCUGUUGCUCCCUCCAAAUCAUACCCUCCUGCCUAGAAUCCUAAUAAAAUUAAUAUGGCUUUUAUUCUUGAACAUCUACAUUAUGCAGUUAGAAGGAAGACUUGAGCAACUUCAGAAGAACCUCUCCAGGGCUCAACAGACACCAGGGUGCAACAUCCUCAAUUUGUGGUUUCCAGAUCUUGCAUAGUUAGUGGAAGACCAUGAUUUUCAUUUUCUAUCAAAUUACAAAUACACUAAUAUAUUGUUCUGAUGUUAUCAAGGAAAAAAGGAAACAUUUGGAUAUUAGUGGGUGGUGCCAGUUACUAAAGAAAGCCUCCCUAUCAAAUCAGAUAAUUAUGUCAUUUUUAAUAACUUAGAAAAUUACAGCAAAACACUUCCUUUUCCUUUGGCCAGUUGUGAUACUGCAGAGAUUUAUCAAAAACUUUGUUAAAAAUAGUUUGGAAAUUUCUACUACCAAAGUAGGCAACUCAGUGGAAUAAAUACUAAGGACAUUUCCUUCCCACCAAAGACAAAGUUAAAAUUGCUGACUCUUUCAAACUCUGAGAUAUUUUGUUCAAUCCUAUGAUUACUGCUAUUAGUAACCCCAAAGUAUAGAAAGAUCAUGUGCGAUUUUUAAUGAGAAGCCCAUUGGCAAAUGUUGAGAUUUGUAAUCACUGUAAAGGUAAAAUGGCUUUGCUCGAAGGAGGUAGUUGAGUCAUGUAUAUAAUUAUAACCCAGGCUACUGGGGAUGCGAUGGGAUUUUAGAAGAAAAAUGGACACCCAGAAUCUGGCCUCUUCCUGUUUCCUCUUGGUAGUCUUCCAAACUGGAGGGGUGAGGAGAGUUCCCAGUGCACUGCACACCUGUCCCUGAGGGCUUUCCUGGUGUUCCGAGGUGUUGUACUUCAUCCUUUCCUUCCUACAUGAUGGAAGAUGUCCCUGCAUCUUCUUAAUCUGGAGGAGGAGAAAUGGUAUCCUGAUUCCUGUACCAUUCAAGCUUCUGAUUGUCUUUUCAUAUGAUAUAUUCUAUGUGAAAAUCAAACUGUCCACUCUACAGAUAUAUUUUCAUUCUUUAGAGAAAGCCAGCUGUCUGUCUCCUGAAGACUUAAGCCAGAAAAGCAGAACCCAGAAUAAGAAAGUGCAUCCUUAAGAAAUUAUAUUUACAUACUUAGAGUCCUUUGCUGAACCAAAGAGUUUUGUUCUUGGGGUAGAUUUUUAAAGAUUAUGAAUUGUAUAUAGAAAAGCCAUUUUUAAUAGGAUUAAUAUAACAUGCUUAAAGAAUUUCUAAAGUCUAAAAAUUAUCUUAUUUGCAUUUGAUUUCUAUGUACUAUAUAUAUGCUUUUCCAUGUAUAUAUUUUAUAAUUACCAACAUAUGCAGGUAGAAAACUGAUAUAGUGGAUGGCCAUUAGGACUGUACAGUUAGCAAUGAUUUUCUCAAGAAUGUUUCAUUAUUGUAAUUGAAGAGAAAAAUCCUACAUGUAUAGAGUUAAAACACACCUUAGAGGUUAAUUUCACCUGUGAGUGGCCAUAUUAUAUGUAAUUCCCACACAUGAUCUAAUGUGUCUCCUUUAUGAAGAUGAGGAUAUGUGAGACUGAAUUAUCAUUUAAUCUCAACCUGAUUUCCAGCUCAAUGACCUUAGGAAAAUGAUCUGCCCUUGGCUGCUAGCUUCUCACUUGUAGAACAAAGGCUAGGUUGAAUGGUAUCUACAGGCAGAUUCUUACGGAGUAUCUGUUGGUGCUCCUCGCUGCAUAGAUGGGAGCUACUGUUACUAUCUCUGUUGAAAUUAAAGUGGCCUUAAUAACU